Bacillus rossius redtenbacheri is the source of this 2503-nucleotide messenger RNA. Its product is annotated as serpin B6-like. The record is from RefSeq and is a predicted model, not a curated record. The transcript has 8 exons. The coding region runs from base 66 to 1259 and encodes 397 amino acids. Gene Ontology annotation, molecular function: serine-type endopeptidase inhibitor activity. NCBI's taxonomy places the organism in Eukaryota, Metazoa, Arthropoda, Insecta, Phasmatodea, Bacillidae.
UACAUAUCCCCCUUCAGUGUUCUUCCAGACAUCGUGAAGGACGAGUCCAUCCGACUGCAGGAAUCAUGUUCCUUGUGAAAGGCCUGCUGGUCACGUGCGCUCUCGCUUCGAUGCGGAUGGCGGGCGCGGAGCUCACCGCUUCCAGAUGGCAGGAGGCUGUGAACUCCUUCUCCGUGGACCUGCUCAAGGAACUGGCGGGCGGACGGCCGGGGAACCUGGUCUUCUCGCCGGUCAGCGCGGCGACCGUGCUGGCGCUCCUGCUGCAGGGCGCUAAGGGCGACUCCUCGAGGCAGCUCAAGGCCGCGCUGAGACUCGGCAAGUGCGAGGCCAGGGAAGGUUACGGUCGCCUCUCCCGCUCCAUGCAGGAGGAGCGCGACACCACGGCGGUGCUGGAGGCGGCGAGCCGGGUGUUCGCGCGGCCCGGGCUGGACCUGAGCGCCGGCUUCCGGAGAGCGGCCACGCGCAACUUCGGCUCCGGGCUGGAGGAGGUGGACUUCUCCGGGGGCGACGGUCCGGAGGCCAUCAACUCCUGGGUCUCCCGGGCCACCCACGGUCGGAUUCCCAGCAUCGUUGGAGACGGUUUGUCCCCGGAUGUGGUACUGGUGCUGGCGAACGCGGUGUACUUUAAGAGCCCCUGGAGACACCCUUUCAGCAGGUCGAUGACAUCCAACGGCACCUUCAGCCGACUGGCCGGGUCGGAGGUCACGGCCCCGUUCAUGCAGCUCGGCAAGCUGCUGCAGGCUGGGGAGGACCCAAGUCGCGGCGUCAAGUGGGUCCGGCUGCCAUUCGUCGAUGGAGGUUUCCAGAUGAUCAUCGUUGUGCCCAACGAGAAACGUGGUUUGGCAAGAGUGCUGACAGAUUUGACACACGAAGAUGUGAAGAUGUUUACUCAAACUGGCGAUCUCAGAUUUGCCAGAGUGAAAGUCCCACGCUUCAAGAUAGACUCUAACAUCAAUUUGGUGCCUUCCCUGAGAGAACUCGGGGUGACGGACAUCUUCGAAGCGCAGCUCGCCGACCUGAGGGGAGUGUCUCCUUGCGGCGGCCUCGUGGUCUCCAGGGUCCUCCAGAAGGCCGACAUGGACGUGGACGAAGAAGGCGCCACCGCUUCGGCCGCCACCGUGGUGGAGAUGGAGCGGAAAAGCUCGAUUCCGCACUUCAACCCGAUAACUAUCGAGGCCGACCACCCUUUCCUGGCCUUGAUCGCCGACGAGAAAGGUUCGCCCAUCUUCGUCGCCGUCGUAGAAGACCCGUCAGCCUGAAGCUCCGGACACGGGGGAAGAACACAGAUGAUACCUUACCUACCAUUACUUGAUGUAAGCUUUUGGAUAUACGCGCCAUUGCUAAGCACAUGUAUGCAGGGGCGUAGCCAGGGAAGGGGGGGGUUAGGGGUUCAACCCCCCCCCCCCCCCUCCUUAGCAACGAAUCUUUAAUUAAUUUCUUAUUCAUCACUCAAACAAAUUUCAUUUUAAAAUUAAUAAAAUUUUUACCAUUAUAAUAUUUAAAUUUAAGUACCGAAAACUACUAAAAUAGCACUAUUUUACACCUUAAAAUCCAAAUUUUCCCGGGGGAGGACCCCCGGACCCCCCGCUUUAAUACGGGGGGGGGGGGCAUACUUUUUAACCACCCCCAUACACAAAUCCUGGCUACGCCACUGCAUGUAUGUCUGUAGAGGAAAACUAUAAAAAAAAAUUAAAAAGACAAAAAAACACAAAUCAAGCAAAAAAAUUUGCUGUUGUCAACAGGAUAUAAACACCACAUAAUAUUCCAUAACAGGAAUAUGGUCAAAAAACAAAGAAAAACAAAGAAAAAAUGGACUUGGAGAACUAAAAAAAAACACAAGUGAUGACAGCACAAAAAUAUUCAACCCAAAAAAAUUCAGCACAACAUUUGAAAAGAGACCAAAACAUGACAAAACGAAAAGACGAAACAAACACAAUAGUUAUCCAAAACAGAAAAGAACGAAAAAAAAAACACAAAUGAUGACAGCACAAAAAUAUUGAACACAAAAAAAAAAUUCACUACAACAGUUGAAACGAGACAAAAACACGACAAAACGAAUAGACGAAACAAACACAAUAGUUUUCCAAAACAGAAACAAGCGACGUUUCGGGAACUGCUAUCUGCUCCCGUCCUCAGGCAGAGACGCACAUGGAUCGAAAACACAGGUGCGACAGUUGUCAUACAGACAUGCAUGUGCUUAGCAAUGGCGCAUGUCCAAAAGCUGACAUCAAGUCAUGCACUCCCAUUGCACAAAUCAUUCAAAGAUGAUACCUACCAUUGUAAAAUUGCACUGCGAUCGCUCAGCUAAUUCCUAUGAACCUUCCCAUGUUAAUAAAGAAGAGAGUUUGUCGGUCUGUCUGUCUAUUUGUCUAUCUUUAGUUGGCGUAAGGCGUUGAGACAUGGAGAAAGAAUUAAAAAUGAUAUCAUUGUAAAAAAUGUACUGCGAUUGCUUUAACUGAUUCCUGUGAACCUUCCCGUGUUAAUAAAGAAGAGUUGGUCUGUC